AUGUCGCGUUCCCGCGCGCUCGACUUCUUGUUCGAGUUCGACGCGCCGCAGACGUUCAUGGACCUCACUGCGCCUUUGAUUCCUCUGCCAACGGCGACGCACGACGCCUGGUUCGACGAGGUCCAUCCGGACCAUAGCCGGCCCAGCGUCGAGUUGGCGCGGGAAGUCGCGGAUGUCGUGCGAAGGUUGCAGCAGCAGCAAGAGCAAAAGCCGCACCACGUGCCCCGACGGAAAACAGUUCAACCUCACGACCGAAUCCGAAACACGGCAAACGAGCGUACCAAAAAGCGGUGCGACGCGAGUGGUGUGGUCCACUUUGGGCACCUUCCGACGACCGCUCGAGACCGCAAACCCACGAACAAGCGAGCGGAACCCGAGUUGGGGCGGCUCAAACAGGACGGGCAGCCAGCAGCGCGAGCGCCUGUGGCGCUUGUGCGACGUCGGCAGCCGCUUGUGGAUGCGGGAAAUCGACUCAAUGCUGGAACAACGCGGACCGAGUCGAGCGAGAGGACGAAGAGGAGAGAGGUGCAGGAAGUGGUCGCGCGACACAAUAAGAAGUUUAAGGCCACGCACACGUACGAGCCGCCGCGCCAUUCCGUGCGGGAGGUAAAGCAGUGGGAGCGCGCGAUGGACAAGAGCUAUUAUGCCUUAUCCGCAGAAGAGCGUGUGCAGGCGAACAAGGACAUUGCAAUUUGGAAGCAACGACAAAAGGAGAAGAGCAUCUGA
Messenger RNA from Hyaloperonospora brassicae, 726 nucleotides. The record is from the annotation of a GenBank genome assembly. Lineage: Eukaryota; Oomycota; Peronosporomycetes; Peronosporales; Peronosporaceae.